AUGAAGGGGGCACUGGUGACAGUUCUGGGGACUCCAGCUGAGGAGGAUGGUGGAGGGAAAAUAGACCUGUUAAAUGAGGGGGCUUUUGAUAAUAUGGACGUAGUGUUCAUGGCUCACCCCCUGCAGGAUGAUGCUCCCUAUCUCCCCCUAGUGGCUGAACAUGACAUGAUUAUAAAGUAUCACGGGAAGGCGUCUCACGCCUCGGCUUACCCCUGGGAGGGAGUGAAUGCUCUGGACGCGGCGGUGCUGUGCUACAACAGUCUGUCUGUGCUCAGACAGCAGAUGAAGCCGGACUGGAGAGUUCACGGUAUCAUAAAGCACGGAGGAAAGAAACCCAACAUCAUCCCUGCCUUCACUCAGCUGGAGUACUAUCUGAGGACUCCAUCCCGGGCCGAGCUUCUUCUCCUGAAAUCCAAAGCUUAGGGCUGUUUCAGAGCAGCUGCUGAGGCCACUGGAUGUCGGGUUGAAGUGGAGUAUUCCAGAAAUGCUUUCGACAACAUAUUGAGGAAUAAAACUCUGGAGGAUUUGUACGAGAACAAUGGAAAGGCUCUGGGGAUGGAGUUCACCACGGAUGAAGAAGUCCUGAACAACGCUUCUGGCUCCACAGACUUUGGAAACGUGACGUUUGUUGUUCCUGGGAUCCAUCCGUACUUCUACAUCAGCUCUAAGGCUCUGAACUACACAGAGGACUACACCGUGGCCUCUGGCGAUGACAGAGCUCAGUUCUUCACUCUGCGCACAGCGAAGGCUCUGGCCAUGACGGCUCUGGAUGUGCUGCUGCGACCUGAGCUGCUGCAGAAGGUGAAGCAGGAGUUCACUGAGGCCAAAGAGAAGGAGGAGAGGACGCUGAGAGGAGGGCACACAGAGCAGACAUGAGGAGGAGAGGAGGAGGAGAAGCUGCUCAAUCGAUAGGAUGCAGGGAAAAUCAAAGUUCUGAUUGGUAUGAUUGUGAAAGCGGUCAUGAUUAUUCAUAACUGCUUGAUGAACUGUUAAUUUGUAAUAUGUGCAUCGUCACUAAUUAAAUAGACCAAAUACUUAAAACACCACAAUAUGUGAACACUCACUCCAAAGUACUUGUUGUUUUCAGCGAUGAUUUUUUAAAUAUUCCUUCCAUCUUCACGUCUCAGGGAUCUCAGUCUGUUACGAGCUUCACAUGUCUUUGUGUUUUUUUAAUGGAUAAGUCUCUCAUACUCCUCAUAUUCAGCUGUCGGUAAAAAAGUUCAAACUGAAACUGGUUUUUAUUUCAGAAUCAAAUCCUGCCUCUCUAUUGAAUCUAAUAACAGACUGGUCUCUGGCUCUUUUAUGUCUAUUCUGGACUACACGGAUUGUUUUUUUUUUAAGAAUCAUUUUUAGGGCU
This is a messenger RNA of Labrus mixtus (cuckoo wrasse), 1357 nucleotides long. RefSeq names its product peptidase M20 domain-containing protein 2-like. The transcript is spliced from 7 exons. Gene Ontology annotation, molecular function: dipeptidase activity. The record is from RefSeq and is a predicted model, not a curated record. Lineage: Eukaryota; Metazoa; Chordata; Actinopteri; Labriformes; Labridae.